UGUAUAAAACGUGUUUCAGCUCAUCCGGCUUUGGAAAGUUGUGAAAUAACGGCGCUAAUCUGGCCCGUAUAGGCCACGAUUAAUACAAAUUCCUUGUGUUUCCGUUUGGGAUGCCAUUUUAGUUCAACGUUUUGCAGGACAACCACAAAGGUACUGCGAUUUUCCGGAUCGAACGAACUGCGCAGUGCGGGGUGGUGUGAGUGUGUAGCCUUGAACGAGAAGAAGAAGUUCCUCUUUCCUUCUCGUGAUCCAACACCGGAACGAACCGCCAUGCAAGCAUGUCUGCGACUUCCGAAAAACCGCGGUUAUCAUCCAUCCUCAAAUCACCCAGCCCACAGCAGGAUGGGAAAAGUGCGACUCGCAACAAGGUCCGGUUCGUCGCGCUGUCCAUCGAGUCGGCCCUGCAAGACGUAGUGGAUAACAACCGGUUAGCCACCUACGAUGAGCUGCUGCAGAAGCUGAAGGAAGAAGAAAUCGAUGACGUGCAAUUUAUGGAGCUGUUUAUCGAUGCCAAACGAAGCGUACCGCUUAUGAAGACGUACUUCACCUUACUGGUCGAUCAACUGCUUUCGAUGCGCUGGCUAGACCGAUCCGGUGAGUGCGUAGAGGCGUACAAGAACUUCGUGAUCGAGCUGUCGAUCGUGCACAAGAACUUUUGCCCGAUGACAAUCACGAAGCUGGUGAAGCUGUUCAUCCCUACACCGGCCGCCCGAAACCAGUGGAAUGUCGGGGUGCCGGAGGACGGGCAACGGUUGCAGCUCGCCGCCGUGCACGAUCUUAUCAUGAGACUGACCAAUGUGAUUCCGAUGAUCUUCGAUGUGGUGCUAACGCAGCUGCGGAAAAACUUUCCCUACCAUAAGAAACCAACCUACGAGGUGACCGGCUACCUGUACAACGUGCUGCAGGUGACGGAGUACGCUUCGAUCUACUGUGAUGAGCUGCUUGAUAUCGUGUUUCAUCAACUGCUGCAGCUGGAUGUCAAUGUGCCACGCAGCGACAUUGAAGCGACCGAGUACCCGGAUGAGGACAUGAUAUUCGAUAUGGCUAUCAAUGGGGAAGAGGAAGGCAAGGACGAGGGAGAGCGUACCUCGAUGAAACAUCCGCUGGCGGAAACGCUCGACUGUUUCAUGCACAUCAUGUUCAACUUCAUCGAGCGUUCAAUCAAAGACGAAGGUGGCCAGGCUGAUCGGUUGUUCAAGAUCAUGUUCAAACAGUUCGAAACACACGUCCUGCCUACGCACAACACGGACCAUGUGCAGUUUCUGCUGUUCUACUUCUGCAGCUUUAAGCUAUCGUAUGCGGAACACUUUAUCAGCUCGUUGUGGAAGAACGUUAGCAAUCCCAACAUUUCACCAACGGUGCGGCAGGCAUCGGUCGGCUAUAUCGCUAGUAUGCUGGCUAGAGCAAAGUUUGUUCCUUUAAGCUUUCUGAAGACGAUGCUGCAAGAGUUGUCCCAGUGGGUGCAUGGCUACAUACAGCGCAGCGACUCAAUGCACCACAAUCAAACGCUGAAAGCACAUCUGGUAUUUUACUCCGUUUGUCAGGCCAUCUUUUACGUGGUUGCGUUCCGUAGUAAACACCUGACGGCGAACGCGAAAAAUCUGUCGUUCCUGCAAUCCUUGCAACUGUCCUCGAUCGUGACAUGUCACCUAAACCCACUGCGCGUGUGCCUACCGACGGUGGCAACCGCAUUUGCAGGCGUAACGCGGUCCUACCAGCUGGCGUACUGUCACACGAUACUGGAACGCAAUGCACGCCGUAAAUUGGCCACGGUAUACUCGAACAGCAGCGCCCAAACACCGGAAGACUGUCUCGAUACUUUCUUCCCCUUCGAUCCGUACAUGCUGAUUAAGUCGGGUCAGCGCAUUGAACCGCUGUAUCUGCAGUAUCAGGUACACGAGGUCGAUGAGGAACAUGGCAUUGCGGGUGGGGAGUACGUAGCUACCACCCACGGUAGCGGGUCCAACAUAGUGAGUGGGCGCAAGCGCUACGAUUCGAACACGGACGAUAUCGAUGACUUUAUCCCCGAGAGUAAGCGCCGUAAACAUACUGCCGCUAGUCAUGGGAUGGAUAUGAAUGGCGAAUUUACCUACUCUUACGGCGUUUCACCUGGAUUCCACAGUUAGGAUGGCUCGUCAAAAGGCUAAUAAGAUUGGCCAUCAUCUCUCCACUCUCGUCCGUACCGAGGCGUAUUCGUGGAUCGUACGUUUUACGCUAUAAAGUACGGUAUGAAAUACAGAAAGUUUUCUUCAAAUCAA
Anopheles darlingi is the source of this 2258-nucleotide messenger RNA. It is a transcript of the gene Tif-IA, whose product is annotated as RNA polymerase I-specific transcription initiation factor RRN3. Gene Ontology annotation, molecular function: RNA polymerase I general transcription initiation factor activity; RNA polymerase I core binding. NCBI's taxonomy places the organism in Eukaryota, Metazoa, Arthropoda, Insecta, Diptera, Culicidae. Gene Ontology annotation, cellular component: nucleus. Gene Ontology annotation, biological process: transcription initiation at RNA polymerase I promoter. Bases 279 to 2126 code for a protein of 615 amino acids. The record is from RefSeq and is a predicted model, not a curated record. The transcript is spliced from 3 exons.